UUAGGUAAAAGGAAGGGGUGUUUUUGUCCAAGCACAUGCUCUGGGAUCGAAUAUUUUACCGUCUCCGUUUGUCUUUCGUCUCCUUUCUCUGGUUACUUUGUUCGUUCACGAAGAAAAUGCAUGGAUUUUCGAUCGUGGAUGGCUUCAUGAACGUGAACGAAAGCUUAGCAGAGAUGAUAAAGUAUGUGGCGAAUGAACCCUCGGUGGGGCUUUUCUAUGUACAACAGCACACUCAGAAUGCGGUUCCCAGCCUUCUCAAUGUCAAGGAUAAAGUUGGAGAGAAGUGUCGUGAAACAACCUUGCACACUGAUGAUUUGGAGGACUCUCUCACCAUGUUGAAGUCAAUGAAAGAAUGUGGUCUGCAUCUCACUGAUGAAAUGAUUAAAGACAUUAAAAAAUCUGUAGUUAUUAUGUCAUCAGCACAACCACAAAGAGGGUAUUUCCAACUUGUGAACUUUAUGUUAAUCCAUAACCAAAAAUCAAGUUUUGAGACUGGCAAAAGUAGCCCUUGGGGUGCAGUUACUUACGAUCAUAAUGCAUUUGGGAUGCAGCAGGAUGAAGCGAGUCAUGGCAAUUAUAUCUCCUCAGUAUUGAAGUUGGCAAAGCAGAGAGCUUUGGGUCUUAGAUGGCCCGAACUUAAUUCCAAACAGCAAAAAGGACCUGAGGGUCAAGAAACUGACGAGCUGCCAUUGUCUAGUCGGAUUGUAGAUGAGCAGCUCGAUGAAGCUGGAAGCGGGGCAGGUCAGAAUUUAGCAUCACUUUUCGAGAACUAUGAUGAUUUCAGAGCUACAAGAGAAGUCAAACUGAAGGAAUGGUUGGAGGGCCCAGAUAAUCUGAACAAUACUCAAGCCGACAUUCUUGGUUCCACUUUGUCCACACUUGCUCGCAAUGGUGCUUCCCUCUAAAGCGGAGCGCUCCCCAUGAGAGCAUCAAAACUGGCAAUGUAAAACAAACUUUACCUUGAAAAUGCAUGGAUAUGAAAAAUAAAGCCUGUAUAUUUAAGAGCAAUUUUAUUUUCCCAUAAACAAAAUCAUAUUUCUCAAGAGCAGUGUAAAUCAAUGAUGAGACUAUUACUAUCAUAAUAAUGAUUCUCUAUUGUGCAAA
This is a messenger RNA of Macadamia integrifolia, 1104 nucleotides long. Its product is annotated as BLOC-1-related complex subunit 8 homolog. Lineage: Eukaryota; Viridiplantae; Streptophyta; Magnoliopsida; Proteales; Proteaceae. The transcript is spliced from 5 exons. Bases 36 to 905 code for a protein of 289 amino acids. The record is from RefSeq and is a predicted model, not a curated record.